AUGGAGAAGAGGGAGUAUGCGAUGGAGAUCGGAGGUGCCAUCUACUUCACCAUCUUCAUCACCAUUGGUGCCUUCAUUGGCAUCAACCUGUUCGUCGUGGUGGUGACCACCAAUCUGGAGCAAAUGAUGAAGGCAGAAGAGCAGGGCCAACAGCAUCAAAUAACCUUCAGUGAGACAGGCGUAGAGGAGAAGGACGAUAGUAACGAGCUGUCACUGGUGCACUGUGCAGUCGUCCGCUUGGAGAAAUCUGGUCACCCCCAGGAACCACUUGUGGGGGGUCCACUGUCGAACCUCUCGGAAAACACGUGCGACAACUUUUGCUUGGUGCUCGAGGCAAUACAGGAGAACUUGAUGCAGUACAAGGAGAUCCGAGAUGAGCUCAACACCAUCGUGGAAGAGGUGCGCUCCAUCCGCUUCAACCAGGAGCAGGAGAAGGAGCUGAUGCAAAAGCGCGUGUCGGUGAGCCUGUCAUUAGAGAACGGGUCCUCCAUGGACAUCCGCGAGAUGACCAACCAGCAAGACUUGCUCACUGCGCUCGUUAACAUGGAAAAGGUUCAUGAUUCUAACACAAAUAUACUCCUUAACAAACACAAGAGCAGCCGCUGA
Molecule: messenger RNA, 606 nt
Organism: Galeopterus variegatus (Sunda flying lemur)
Lineage: Eukaryota; Metazoa; Chordata; Mammalia; Dermoptera; Cynocephalidae
Product: cation channel sperm-associated protein 4-like
Exons: 4
Coding region: 1-606 (201 amino acids)
Biological process (GO): sodium ion transport; sperm capacitation; flagellated sperm motility
Cellular component (GO): acrosomal vesicle; CatSper complex; sperm principal piece
Molecular function (GO): voltage-gated calcium channel activity; calcium-activated cation channel activity
Source: RefSeq, a predicted model, not a curated record